UAGAAAAUAACGCUCGACGCGUCGUUUCGCGAGGAAAAUUCGCAAUAACGGAAUUAGUCCUGCGAGUUCAGGAAAUUAGCUUCGUUCUCGUCUACCCAACACUCUCCCAGUGAAAGUUUUAAUUGUAUUCGGUAACGCGCACGCGACAUUCACGAAUACUCCUAGAUUUUCCCUUCGUUUCUUUUCUCUCUUAUCCCUUUCUCUCUCUCUCUCUCUCUCUCUAUCUUUCUCUAUCUAUCUAUCUAUCUAUCUAUCUAUCUAUCUAUUUAUUUUUCUCUCUAUCCUUUUCUCUCUUUGUUCUGUUCUAACCCUUUUCAGAUAACGACCAUCUUGAUGCUUCGAACCGAGUAAUAAUCGGGUCACGAGUGGAAUCAUGAGAUGUGAAAGUAGGGCGAAUGUAAAUCUCGUUGUACAGUUUCGACGAGGAUUAAAAAAGAUGGAAAUAAGAAACGAAAGAAAGGGAACGAAACUUCAGCAAAUAAUCGAACGUUAAGUACUUAUUCAUUUACACGAAAGAUAUACAGUUGUAUGUAUGUAUGUAUAUAUGUAUGUUUGUUUGUUCGUAUGAUGUAUGUUGUUCUUCGAAAUAAAUUUGAGAAAGGAAUAUUUUCUUCCUUUUUCUUUCUUUCUCUCUUUUUUCUUUCGUUUCCUUUUCUUCUUCUUCUUCUUCUUUCUUUUCAACGUAUGAUAAGUAACAACGAUAAUAGGAAUUAUCGGUCUUUUUUUUUCUGUUUUCUUUUUCCCUCUUUUCACGUUUUACAUAACUUCUUUAAUUAUUCGUUGUAAUUAUUUCGAUCGAAUGAUUACAUUAUAAGAACCGUGCGAAUACUUCCUUUUUCGUAUAGAUUAAUACGAUGUGAAAUUGCAUUUGAACAAUGAAAAUGAUGGGCAAUUGAUUUCUCAGAAGAAUUUUAUUCAAAAUAAUAAUCAUUAUUUAACUAUCCAAAGAAACAAAGCAAUGAUACACACAUUUCAAAAGAAAAACGUGUAUGUGCGCGUGCGUCAGAAACAGAGAGAGAAAGAAAAAGAAAAAGAAAAAGAAAAAGAAAAAGAGAGAGAGAGAGAGAGAGAGAGAGAGAGAGAAGUAACUAAAAGAAUCGAUGAAAGAAAAAAUGAAAUUAGGAAGCUGACUCAUUCCGUGAUUAUCAUUUUUAUACUAUACGCACAGGAUGGUGGAAAUUCGAAUUAAUUCUCUACAUCGUCGCUGUCAUCGCAUCGGAACUAUCUCUCUCUCUCUCUCUCUACUCGCGAGUAAAGAGAGAGAAAGAGAGAGACCACGUGGUCGGACGCGAUAAAAUUCUCUACGAUCGUACUCGUUCAUAAACAGGCCGACCGACGAACCGUUCGGUUAUCCUCUUUGUUUGCUCUUCUGCCUUCUUCUUUUCCCUUUGUUUUCAAUUCCCUCACUCUCUCUCUCUUUCUCCCUCUCUGCCUCUUUCUCUGUACUCUCUUUAAUACAAUUGUUCUUCGUCUUUCCUUACAGUCGCAAAGUUACUCUCUAUCCGUCUGUCUCUCUAUUUUCUCCAAGUGCAUCCUUGUUCUUUCUCGUUUCACGUGUCUCAACAAUUUCUACAUCUUCCUUGUGAUUUUUUUCUUUUCUUGUUUUUUUUUUUUCUUCUUCAACGAGGAUUUUUCACCAUGACGUCGAAUAACAUACGAAGUGAAUUUAGAAAGAUGGUUCACGAAGAAGGUGCUAUAAAAAAAACCAUCAUCACUGGAUUAGCCGAGAUGAUGGGUACAUCGUUAUUGGUGUUCCUUGGAUGCAUGGGAUGUGUUAGCGGUCUUGGUGUCGUCCCAUCUCAUUUACAAAUCACUUUAAAUUUUGGCCUAAGCGUUAUGAUCGUCAUACAGUGCUUCGGACACAUUAGUGACGCUCACGUUAAUCCCGCCAUUACAGUAGGUUCAGUGGUACUCGGCAAGAAAAGUAUUCCAGAGGCCUUGGUUUAUUUGUUGGCUCAAACGUUAGGAGCCAUCUCGGGUUAUGGCAUGUUAAGGGUAGUUACACCUACAGAGAAUUUAACAUUGGGAGGAAUAGAUGAUGCCGACAAAUUAUGCAUCACCGAUCUCCAUCCUAACGUAUCGGCGAUUCAAGGACUCCUAAUCGAAAGUUUAUCUACAUCUAUUUUGAUGUUGGUCACAUGUGCCGUUUGGGAUUUAAGAAAUGAGAAAAAUACGGAUUCUGUGCCGUUAAAGUUUGGUUUUACGAUUGCAACCUUAGCCACAGCAUUUGGCCCUUAUACGGGUUGCAGUAUGAACCCAGUGAGAACGUUGGGACCAGCUGUUUGGAACAAUCAAUGGAGUCAUCAUUGGAUAUACUGGUUUGGUCCAAUCGGAGGUGCCUUGUUAUCUUCGAUCUCUUAUCGCACAAUUUUCGGUGUUCAACGUUCAGUGGAAGAAGAAAAUGUACCGGAAAGAGUAGCUCUUAAUAGCGUCGACAUUUCUCAGAAAACAGAACUAAAAGAGCAACCUUGAGUUUAUUCGUUAGAAUAAACUCUCAUGGAAACUGGCCAAACCACCAUUGCCGCCAUUUUGAACAACGUUCUUUCCGAGAUUCUCGAAUAUGUGACGUUCAAAAGACAAGAGAGGAAAGUUACGGAAGUUAGCAACAAAAGAUGGGACGAUCUGUUCAAUAGUCACUGACCUGCUAACAAAGUAGAAACAAAAGAAGAGAUGUUAAAUACUGGAAUCAAUAAUUGUUGAAAUGUUAUUCCAUUGCGAUAAUCAUACGAUCCCUAAUACUCGUAGGUCAUUUUGACUUGCGUGGACUGAUGAAACAUCAUUUUUCAUAACGAUCAGUUUAUGAAUUUUUUUUCAAUUCAUUUCAAUAUCUCCAUCUUAUCGUUUAGAUUUUUAGAAAUCAUUAAUCUUUUCUGUCUUCUUUUUUUUUUCUUUUUUCUUUAACAAUAACAAUAACAAUAAUGAAUAAGUUCAUUCGCGCGAAUUAAGAAUAAGAUAUAUUAGAAAUACGUAGAAAAUUUUAUAUGUAAUUUUAUGGUAAAUUAUACGUAAUUUUGCUAUCAUCGAUCACGAUCGAUUUUUCGACGAUCGAUUCAUUCAAAUGAUAGAAGGAAUACGUACUAUAUAUUUAAGUGCACGAUAUUUCGGUCAAUAUUUCUCUUUUUAUUAGACUCAUAAUUUUUUUUAUCAAAGUGGGUUUCUAUAUAAAGUAAUGCUUGCUAAAUAAUGAAAAUAUUGGUACGCCAAACAAUGAGAUACGUUCGCACCAUAUUUUCGUUUUAUAUGCUUUUCAUUAGUAUUAUUUAAAUACUAUCUGCUUAACUUACGAACUGAUAAAUCAUAUACUCGUUCUACUUUGUUCUACUUUUUUUUUCUUCUUCUUUCCUUCUUGAUCAUCUUUUAUUAAAGAAGUUUUUAGACCGACGUGCACGAUAAAAAAUUGUAUUUAAGAAGCGUUUGUUAUAUUUCCUCUUUUUUUUUUUCAUUUUUCUUUUCUUUUUUUGUUCGCCUCGACGAACAAAGAACUUAAUUUUUAAUUAAUAUUUAAGCCUAAUUAAGUUAUACAUCUUGUACAAAUUUUCUUAAUGCAUUGAAAUUCAGGUAAACUUAAUAAUUUUUUACUUAUCAUCACGCGAGAUGAUCUAAUUUUGCCCCUGUAACAAUGUGAAUUUCCAACAAUCGUGUAAUCAUGGUUGCAUCAGUCUCAGGCACAAUCGUUUUACUUAAACUUUUUACUAUUGUUACAAAACAUAAAAAAUUGUCCUGUAAUUCGGACAAGAAAUUUUGAAAAAAUACAUACAUAUAAUAUUGCCAAGUGAGAAA
Vespula vulgaris is the source of this 3780-nucleotide messenger RNA. RefSeq names its product aquaporin-like. Gene Ontology annotation, molecular function: water channel activity. NCBI's taxonomy places the organism in Eukaryota, Metazoa, Arthropoda, Insecta, Hymenoptera, Vespidae. Gene Ontology annotation, cellular component: plasma membrane. Bases 1639 to 2472 code for a protein of 277 amino acids. The transcript has 5 exons. Gene Ontology annotation, biological process: transmembrane transport. The record is from RefSeq and is a predicted model, not a curated record.